CGUGACCCGCCGCUGCCUGAAGCGCGUGUCCGCCAGUGACGUUUGGAAACAGAUUCAGGAACCCUCAUCUAAAAAUAUAUGCGGUAUUAAACGCGAAUAACGUCCUCUCUCACAUGAUAAACGGAUAGGAGAGAAGAUCAUGGGUUUACAGGUCUGGUCAGUCACCAGUGACUUCAGAGUUGACUGGACUGGAUCAAGACCUCAUCCACAUUGUGCUAAAGGUGUUUAUAUGUGAUUGUGAGGUCGCUGCGUUCGUGAAUUAUGAUUGACAGUCAUAAUGACUACAGCAUACGUGGGCCAUCUGUUCCUCAUGUCUCUCUACAUCACAGCGCUCCACACAAUCCCUGCUCCCGCCAACGUCACAAUAGUGUCUCACAACUUCAGGCACAUCUUACAGUGGAGUCCUGGGAUAAAUUCUCCUCCACGGACGGUGUUCAAUUUUAGAAAAAGAUGCAAGGGAAAGUCAACAGUGCGGCUGAACAUCAGAAAUACAACCGUAGAUGUCUCUAAAUCAUUGAAGGACAUCUAUACAUCUUGCACUUUCUAUGUUUGGGCAUCGCUUGACAACACAGUGUCAUCAGAAGUUAAUAAAAGUAUUACACCAUAUGAAGACACAAUCAUAGGUCCACCCGUUAUAUCUCUGUCUGGCUGUGGAGACUGUCUGAACAUCACCAUCUCUCUACCCAUUGAGGGACCAAAGAUAACAGAACAAAUGCGUCAGUUUCAUAAUUCUAUGACCUUCAACAUAAGUUGGAAGAAAGCUGGACAGACUGAGGUCAGCCGUAUCUCUGUAUCGAGUAACCAGCAUGUCCUGCAGAAUCUUCAGCCUGGUGAUCAGUACUGUGUAAGAGUUCUUCCCCAAACCAGCUCCAACACCAACACUCGACCUUCUGAUUGGCAGUGUGAAUACACCAGUAAAGAGGAGCCCAGAGGAGCGUUAUAUUUAAUGAGUUGGUCACUGGGAGCAGCAGUGUCAGGUUUAUGUGUGCUGGUGUUGGCGUUGAGUCUGCUUUACACUGGGUCUCUAUGUAAGCUGAAGACCCCUCUUCCUGCAUCCCUGAGUAACAUGGUUCAAGCCCAGUAUCUGAUUCCUGAACAGACAAUAUAUGAGAGAGUGUCAUCAACUGAGGCUCAGUCAAAUAGUCCAUCUAAAAAGUAUCCCACCAGAAACAACCUACUGAAUGUGGAGGAAGAUUCAGAAAACCAGCAACAUGAGGAAAACUAUGUCAACAAGGCUGACACAGAGGACGAGGAAGACUCUGAUGAAGAGGAUGAAGGCAACUACAUGGGUUGUGUGAUUAAUAACAGUGGUUCAGAAACUAAUAAAAGCAAAGAGAAGGCUGUAGUUUCAACUUCGCCUCUCCAUAACAGUGCUGGGAUCUACCAUGCAAAGAAAGCAGCCAUGGAAGAAAUACUUGGGUGUAAAAAGGACUUUAUAUCAGAAGUGUUUGAAGAUAGAAACCGACAUCUUGAAGUCAAAAAUAAUUUAGAAUCAAAAGAGAAUGAAGAAGGUUCAGGGAACAUUAACUUGUUUUCAGUCACUUUGAGGGCUCUGGGACCACAGGAUGAUUUGGAUGAGGAAGAGGUGUGUAAACCUCUGCUACCCAAAACAGUCCUAGAUUUAUCUACAUCUCACACCUCUGUACUGGAAGAACAGACAGAAGAUAUCCUACUUGAGGAAAAAGAGAUGCACAGACAGCUUUGUGUACCCAUACAGACAGAAAUGACAUCAGAUGUGGAAGAGGAGGCAACAUCAGGAUAUAUGGUGACCCAUACAGGAAACAUGAAUGAACAAAAUAGGUCCAUGUCAGAAGAGACGGAUUGUGACGCAGACUAUUUAACACGGUAAAGACAAGAAUAUUCAUGUAAAGACUUUCAGAAUUUAAUGAACUUGCCUCAGGGUAUCAUAUAAUUAAGCUGAUAAUUGUUAUUACCAUUGCAUAAUUUACUGAAAGUCUGAUAUGAAAUGAUCAGAUUUAAAUGAAGAACAAAGAUGCAACAACAUGUUGGUGAUAAUACUGGUAAUACAUUGCAAGUCGAUAAGAAACAGAAGAUAAUAUGAUUUUAUUUUGUGAAGGGAUGUAGGUUUUUUAGAUUCAUGUGUAAAAUAAUCUAUUUUAAGAUGACAUGCUGGGAAUUUUCAUAGAGUGUAGUUUUACAGGUUUUUCAGGCAAGAACAUAGUGUUUAAUAUCAAAUUUGGUUUAUUUAUAAAGAUAGAGCCUAUUUUAAAAAAAAAAUUGCUGAAAAGUUUUCGGAAUUGUGAGGUCGGGCUGAUCACAGAGCACUCAUGAACCCGUCAACAACAGCCUUAUCUCGGCAAGUCCUUCUGACAUUCGCCGCUGACUCUGAUGUAUCUGCUGUGGUUAAACAUGAGAUAUAAUUCUUUUUGGAUACAACAGCCAAUCUUUGGUCUCAUCAAUCUAUUAUUUGUUCCUGGGAAAAUUAUUUUGACUGAGGUCAAAAUUAAGUUUUAUAAUUUUAUAUUUUAUUUAACUGAAAUGUCAUACAAGUGCCACUGCCUUUGUUGCCUACUUUUGACUGAAUUGUUUACAUGUAUAUUUUCUAUUGUACAAAUAUCUUAUAUAAUGGCUAUUUUUGUUCAUUAAAUAUUACUGUUUAAUAAAAAUAUUUUGUAUAAAUA
Messenger RNA from Megalobrama amblycephala (Wuchang bream), 2642 nucleotides. RefSeq names its product cytokine receptor family member b1 (gene crfb1). Bases 278 to 1849 code for a protein of 523 amino acids. The record is from RefSeq and is a predicted model, not a curated record. Lineage: Eukaryota; Metazoa; Chordata; Actinopteri; Cypriniformes; Xenocyprididae. The transcript has 10 exons. Gene Ontology annotation, molecular function: protein binding.